Molecule: messenger RNA, 1476 nt
Organism: Camellia sinensis
Lineage: Eukaryota; Viridiplantae; Streptophyta; Magnoliopsida; Ericales; Theaceae
Source: RefSeq, a predicted model, not a curated record
GUGAUACAUCGUCUUCGUUCAUCGCUUUCGUUUUAGAGAGAGAGAGAGAGAGAGAGAGAGAGAGAGAGGACAUACUCAAAGAGAGACAGAUAGAGUAGAGAGAGAUGUCGAAGACUCUGGUGCAGCCGGUUGGUCAGAAGCGAUUGACGAACGUCGCAGUGGUUCGCCUGAAGAAGCACGGAGUUCGAUUCGAGAUUGCUUGCUACAAGAACAAGGUCCUCUCAUGGCGCUCAGGCGUAGAGAAGGACUUGGAUGAAGUAUUGCAGUCACAAACUGUUUAUUCAAAUGUUUCGAAGGGGGUUCUUGCCAAGUCAAAAGAUUUAGUAGCAGCUUUUGGGACAGAUGAUCAGACAAAUAUAUGCUUGGAGAUUUUGGACAAAGGAGAGCUACAAGUUGCUGGAAAGGAAAGGGAUUCUCAAUUAUCGAGUCAGUUUCGGGAUAUUGCUACCAUAGUUAUGCAGAAGACUAUUAACCCUGAGACUCAACACCCUUAUACUAUUAGCAUGAUUGAGCGUCUGAUGCAUGAAAUCCAUUUUGCGGUUGAUCCCCAUAGUAGCUCAAAAAAACAGUCGCUAGAUGUUAUUCGGGAGCUUCAAAAGCACUUACCUAUAAAACUAUCUCCAAUGAGGCUACGGUUGUAUGUCCCAGAACAAAAAUUUUCUUCUCUUUCGGAGAAGCUCAAUGAUUGGACCGCUAGUAUUGUAUCGAAAGAUGAAUCUGGAAGUCAGCUCUCUAUUACCUGUGAAAUGGACCCUGGUUUUUUCCGGGAGUGUGAUGCCUUUGUGAGGAAUCUGCAGGGCAGGUUGGAAAUUCUUGCAAUCUCCGUACAUGUGGAAGGGGAUGAUACCCACGUUGAUCAUUACGAUGAUCAUGAAGACAUGCCACCACCAAGCCUGCCCAAGGAAACUACAGAUUCUGUGGCCCAAAUAAGUGAGAGAGUACAAAAGCAGACCAUCUCUGCGAAAAGUGGGAAUUCUGAGGGUGGCGUAAAGCAAAAUAAGUGUACCACAUGCAAUGCCCUUGUGGGGGAUGCGAAGCAGUACAGAGAGCACUUCAAGAGUGAUUGGCACAAGCAUAACCUAAGGCGCAAGACUAGGCAACUUCCCCCCCUGACUGCAGAAGAGUGCAUGGCUGACAUGGAUAUGGGUGACUCAAAGUCCGAUUUGAAGGAGUACUCGUUUUAAGUGAGAUUUUCAGCCUCUUUUGGUGGGUUGAGUUUCACUACUUUCUCUCUAUGCACGCAAAUAUAUGCGUUCUUGUUUGUGAAUGAUUCCAAACUACAACACUAGCUGGCAAAUUUUUAGCAAAAGUAGGGUAUCAAAUUUUGUCUAUUAUCAUUUGAAAUACCUUACGAACUUUGGUUUUAGGAACUUUCCUAAAUGGAUGAUAUGGAAAUGGAUUGUGAUUUGCUAUAAUCUUCUAGUUGAUGGGUCCUAAAUUUUAUGGUCAAGUGCAAACUGGCCGGGGUGAUCAUAA